Lucilia cuprina (Australian sheep blowfly) is the source of this 1013-nucleotide messenger RNA. RefSeq lists its product as uncharacterized. The record is from RefSeq and is a predicted model, not a curated record. The transcript has 2 exons. Lineage: Eukaryota; Metazoa; Arthropoda; Insecta; Diptera; Calliphoridae. Bases 1 to 576 code for a protein of 191 amino acids.
AUGAUAUUUUUCCUAAAAGCCUGCCGACAACUUUACGAUCAUACAGCCGAUAUAAGUUUGGGUUCAUUUCGUUACACACUCGAACGUUCCACAGUGUUGACAGCAGCUGUACCGUAUUAUCAAACAUUUCAGAUUUACGGAAUACUCACAACAACUCAACUUUAUACAUCGUUGGAGAGGUUGGUCUAUCCCUUUGAUAAUGUAACAUGGAUUUAUUUAUUUUUUAGUGUACAAUUGGGUCUAAUUAUAGCAUUUAUCAUAGAUUACUUAUACGACAAAUCUCUAUUAGUUCGCAUAGCAAUAGGAAAUCCACGCAUAAGGAAUCCGGUUACUAAUGUAAUUCGCUUAUUUAUGGGUCAGUCUUUAAAACAAAUUCCGGAAACACAUUUUUCACGUUUUAUAAUUAUUUCAUGGCAUGUCUAUGGUCUUCUAUUACGUACCGCCUAUCAAUCAUUACUGUUUCAGCUGCUUAAAUUAAAUAUAUACCAUGAACCUCCGGAAAAUCUUUCCGAUCUUAUUAAUCAGCAAUGUAUAUUAGUUAUGACUGAGGGCACUUACGAUACUGUCCUCGUAUAGAAGAGGGUUGCAUCAAUGUUAUAAAACUUAAAAAUACUUCCGAAGAAAGUUCAUUUUUCUUUCUUGAAAACGAUAAAGAAUUACGCUGUUUAGCGGUUGUUUCUCCCAAAGACUUCCUUACCUAUCACGUCAUAAAGGAACGCAAAAUGGGUAUAUUUUAUGUUUUACCUGAACAAUGUAUUUUUCAAAACACUCCUUUUUAAUAAAUCGUUUCAAUGCGUUAUUUAUGAAUUUGCGUAGCAUGGGUCUUAUAGACUUUUGGGCUCGUAAAAGUUUAAAUACGGAUUUUUUGAAGAGUACACGUGAAACUCAAUUUAUUCCCAUAAAUAUGGAAAAUGUAGAGGGUAUAUUAAUUAUUUACAGUGUUUUAAUUUUAAUAGGUAUUGUGGUAUUUUUCAUAGAGAUGAUUAUUUUUAGAGUAAAAUUACUAACAUUUG